GCUCAUCAGUGCAACGCGCCGAGCAGUUUCCCCCGUAAACACCCGUCUCUGUUCCAUUUGUCCUCCAGAAACAAGGGAUUUCGCAUUGCACUCAGUCGGCGCAUCCCGCAAGUCACGUUCUGCUGAACGGUUCCAUUUUUCGGGUGGCAGGUGUCCCGGUGCGUCAUCGUCCGAACACCGGACAGGGGAUGCUUUGAGGUGCACUGUUGCUCCCCUGAUGCUUCACAUCUCUGCAGCAAACCGUGCUGGAAAUGGUCCCAUGUUCAACUAACCGGCGCCGCUCAGAGGUUAGACUCUCAGUUAACAGAGGGUCACAGCCACUAACACAAGACCCAGCCUCCUCCUGAAGAGGCACGAGUCGUCCGCCUGCCUGUGUUCGUCUCAGCAGCAGUGAAGACAGACAGGAGACUUACACCGUGGUGGUCAGCCUUUGUGUGUGUGUUUCAGUGAGUCAGUGCCUUUAGUGUUCCCCCAAGCCCUCGACUGUGUGUUUGUGUGUGUAUGUGUGUGUGUGUGUGUGUGCAAUGAUGUGUGGCUCUGUCAAGGUGGAGAAUUAAGAGGAAGACCUGUCAGUGAAACCGAGCCAGCUGUUGCGUAUGUGUGUGUCAGGGCUGAGCAGUCCAGCACGCGAGAUUAAGAGUGUGUGUGUGUGUGUGUGUGUGUGUGUGUGUGUGUGUGCGUGCGUGAGGGGCUACUGUUGACCAGGCUAUGAGUGCGUCUCAGAGGGAGAGGCGGUUCGAUGCUGAGUUGAGCUAAAGGAGCAGAACAGGAGAAUCUGUAAGAGGAACAGCCAUGGGGCUCGGACAGUCCAGCAAGGCUCCCGUCACUGAUGACACAGACGAUGUAAAUUUUGACCACUUCCAGAUCCUGAGGGCAAUAGGAAAAGGAAGCUUCGGCAAAGUCUGCAUUGUACAAAAAAAGGACACCAAGAAGAUGUACGCCAUGAAGUAUAUGAACAAGCUCAAGUGUGUGGAGAGGAACGAAGUGAGGAAUGUCUUAAAAGAGCUGCAGAUCAUGCAGAACCUCGAACACCCUUUCCUGGUCAACUUCUGGUAUUCCUUCCAGGAUGAGGAGGACAUGUUUAUGGUGGUGGACUUGCUCUUGGGGGGAGACCUGCGCUAUCACCUGCAGCAGAACGUCCACUUCUCAGAGAGCACUGUCAAACUCUACAUCUGUGAAUUGUCCCUGGCCCUGGGAUAUUUGCGCACCAAGCGCAUAAUACACAGAGACAUCAAACCUGACAACAUACUACUGGAUGAACAUGGGCACGUCCAUCUAACAGACUUCAACAUUGCAGCCAUUGUAAAAGAAGACCUAAAAGCAACGUCCAUUGCUGGAACGAAGCCGUACAUGGCUCCUGAGCUUUUUCAGACCUUCGAGGGGUCCCACCCUGGCUACUCCUUCUCUGUCGACUGGUGGUCACUGGGCAUCACAGCAUAUGAGCUACUGAGAGGACAGAGACCAUAUGUGAUGAGAUCCAGUACACCAGCUAAUGAGAUCCUUCAGACCUUCCACAAGGUCCAUCCUAGCUACCCAGCAGCCUGGUCUUUGGAGAUGAAGUCUCUUCUCAGAAAGUUGCUGUGCAUAGAUGUCCAGACGCGCAUUUCCUGUCUAGCAGAGCUACAGGAUCUGGACUACAUGUCAGAUGUCAACUGGGACGCUGUGCUCAGCAAACAGCUUCCUCCAGGCUUUAUUCCCAAUAGACGGAGACUAAACUGUGACCCUACAUUUGAGCUGGAGGAAAUGAUCCUGGAGUCCAAACCGCUUCACAAGAAGAAGAAAAGGCUUGCCAGGAAAACCAGGGACCAGGGAUCUGAUGGCUCCCCACAGAAUGGUCAGUUGCAGCAGCGACUGGAUAAUGUCCAAAGAGACUUCAUUGUCUUCAACAGAGAAAAGUCAAGGAAAGCAGUGGUGGAUAUAGAGUCCUCUGAGCUGUCCAUGAGUGAGAAGAACAAGGCAAUAGAAGAUGGACAGAACAACAAUGUUGAACCGGCUGCCUACUUAUCAGGAUAGGGCUCAUGACUCGAAAUCCCUACUUACUCCCUUAUCACCUGCACCUGCCCACAGCUUGUAGAUCAGCAAUUUACACUCAGACACCUAUUGUUCAGCACAGGCACUCAGAUUCGGUCUUCAAUGUUCCUGCACCACUACAUUGAUAAGAACACAAAUGCAGAAUGCAUCACUGAUCACACACAGAAACCACAUUAUCAAGUGCUCCAGAACUGUAGUGAAAUGGAACCCUGGAGCAGCAGCCAUGCCACAGCCAGGCUUUUUCGCUUUACCGUCACAGAGAAGACUGACUCUCAGCCGAGUGACACUCAUAUCAUGCUUCCUUACAUCACUCUGGUGCUCUAAGGUCUGCUCAACCUCUACUCUGGGCAGUGUGCUGAAAUGAAGAGGGAGUCACUCCCCUGCCAAAAAGGAGACAAUGCCGCACCUACUUAGCUGUCGCAGGAAAUAAAGUUGGAUGUGGUCACCUUUAGCUGAAAGUUGUAUAUGCUGCUGCUGUCUUGACGGGACACUCAGAUUUUUUAUCUCAGUGAGGCAUUUUUCUGGUUAAUUACAGUUAUUUAAAUAUAACAAUGGUUCUCCAGUGCCACAUGGAAAUGGACUUAACAAGAAUUGGCGUAAGGAGUUGGGUUGGCAACAUAUAUUCAAAAACAACGUCAUAGGAAGAUGGUCUUGUCCCAUGUGAUCUACAUGACUUGAGAUUCGAGCUUGACACUUAAGAGUACAAAACAUUAAAAUGGAGAGGUUUAAAAGGUAAAACGAGGCCUUUUGCUUUAAAGACAGCAACCACAGAUUCCUCUAAGAUAUAAAACAAAGAGCUGAACUGUAGGCUUCAGCGUGAAUGGCUCGCUUUAUCAUAGCAGCAGAUACAUGGUUGCAGUGGUCAUUAUGCUUAGCUUUAGCUAGUCAAGCUAACAAAGAUGGUAGGAUUGCACCAAUUUGUACAAUGUCCCAACUCGAUCACCUGCAGAUAUAGUCAAAACAAGCUGCAAGUUUUCUUCACUUGUGUAUGCUUUAAGUUACGGAGUGAAUACAGAAAUAUGUAUACGGAGUUGCUCAGUUAAGGCUACCAGAUGUGGUUGAAAGCUUUGGAUACACCAAGUUAAGUGGACCUUCUGAUGAAAGUUUUUUUUCUGUCAAACUGGUGUUAAACUCCUUUAAAACAUUUUAGACUAACCUUUGCCUCAAUCUGCAAAUGACCAGAUGGGUCUUGAAAUAAAGGUUUAUAGCUAUGAAAACGUAGAAAAGGUAGAUGGUAGAUGUUCUGCACUGAACCUUGCUUUGCACAUGCUUCUUCAUCAACUGUAGCAUUUAUGCACAGAGAGACAAAGAAAAACUAAAGCUGUGAGUGAAAACUUAUUCCCCUUUUAUAGACAAGGUUUAAGCUGAGUCCUACAUAAGAUUAAUUUUUUCAGUUACUGUCUGCAUUGAAAUUUGUUUUUGUCAAUUUUUUUUUUCUUCCUCUUUUGUGUUGGAUAAAACCAAUUACAAAUGUGCCACCAGAUAAGAUAAAUUUGUAUUUGCAAUGAAUUGCUCCCAUAGAAGAAUACAUUCUGCAACAUGCUUGUGCAGAUGGUAUUCAACAGUAACUCAGCACCAACCGGAUAACACAGUGGAAAAACCUAUUGACUUUCACAUUUUUUCAGGUUCAGAGUAAAAAAACUGCAAAAAAGGAAACAAAUAAACACCAGAAUAGGCACUACCCCGAUUCAUACUGUAAGCUUUACUGUAGAAGUGGUUAAAACCAUGUCUAAGAAACCACACCUGCCUCUGACGUUUGCAGAGGGAUGCCUUAUACCACAGAUAUGGCACACAGCUGGUUCCCUUAAACAAUAUGUGCAGGUAGUAAAAACCUUUUUCAGAAUCAGUCAGUACAUGUGAUUUCUACUGAUGCUUAGUCACUCUAUUGACCUUGAGCUUAUCUAUCUGCAAUAUGACUCAAUCCUUUCAAGUCUAUGAUACUUGUAAUUAUAUUUAAAACAUACUUCACUCUAUUCAAUUCAUCACUGUUGGCACUUUUCUAUUGAAAACUGAUACAAAGUUUUAGACUUACCUUUGUGUUAUUGUUGUUGUUGUUGUUGUCGUCAUUGAUGUAAUUUUACAUAUCCAAAGGUGGUUUCCUGUAUAAGUUGUAUAAUAUAGCGGGAUAGUUAAACAGAUGGACUAAUCCUGGGUAAAUCCAGAAUAAAUAAAAUUUGUGACUGAUUAUCGGAAUUUGUUCAUAUAUAAUUGGAGUACCAGAUGGUACAGAUGUGGCAGAUAAACCCCUCCAAAAAGUAAAUGUGUAAAAUAAUCAGUUGACCCAGGCAAAACCAUUUUUCAACAAAACGUCUAUCUAAAAACAAGUUUAGUCUGGGAACAGAACUGUUCCACACCUGUGAAUUUCAUUCCUAUUAAGGUUUUGUUGUCCUUCAGUUGUCAUUGUGUGUUUAUUGUAUUCAUAUGUGAUGGAGUUGCAAACUAUUAAGGUGUGCCUUAAAUAAUGACUUUCUUUUUCUGAA
Micropterus salmoides (largemouth bass) is the source of this 4511-nucleotide messenger RNA. It is a transcript of the gene stk32a, whose product is annotated as serine/threonine kinase 32A. The record is from RefSeq and is a predicted model, not a curated record. The coding region runs from base 793 to 2013 and encodes 406 amino acids. NCBI's taxonomy places the organism in Eukaryota, Metazoa, Chordata, Actinopteri, Centrarchiformes, Centrarchidae. Gene Ontology annotation, biological process: G protein-coupled receptor signaling pathway; protein phosphorylation; regulation of signal transduction. Gene Ontology annotation, molecular function: G protein-coupled receptor binding; G protein-coupled receptor kinase activity; ATP binding. The transcript has 13 exons.